This is a messenger RNA of Staurois parvus, 735 nucleotides long. The record is from the annotation of a GenBank genome assembly. Lineage: Eukaryota; Metazoa; Chordata; Amphibia; Anura; Ranidae.
AUGACGACAGAAGUUGGCACCGAAGUUCAGAUUCCUUGUAGUUCCCAAGGGGACCCUCUGCCAGUGAUAACAUGGAAUAAGGAUGGAAUACAGAUUACUGAGAGUGGAAAGUUUCACAUCAAUCGUCAAGGAUUGACUAUUCGAGAUGCUGGCCCAGCAGACCAAGGUCGAUAUGAAUGUGUGGCCAGAAAUAACAUUGGAUAUUCUUCAGUGAGCAUGGUGCUGACUGUAACAGUGCCGGAGGUCAGCCGUACUGGAGACCCCUUUGUUACUGCAUCAAUUAAUGAAGCUAUUGCAACCGUUGAUAGGGCCAUAAACUCAACAAGAUCACAUUUGUUUGAUGGUCGCCCACGUUCUCCGAAUGAUCUUCUGGCCCUAUUCAGAUAUCCCCGGGAUCCUUACACAGUGGAACAAGCCAGAGCAGGGGAGAUAUUUGAAAGGACUCUUCAGCUCAUACAAGAACACGUACAGAAUGGCUUGAUGGUUGAUUUAAAUGGGACAAGCUACCAUUACAAUGAUCUGGUUUCUCCUCAUUAUCUUAACCUGAUUGCCAAUCUCUCAGGUUGUAGAGCCCAUCGAAGGAUAAAUAAUUGCUCCAACAUGUGUUUUCACCAAAAAUACAGAACACAUGAUGGCACCUGCAAUAACCUUCAGCACCCAAUGUGGGGAGCAUCAUUGACAGCCUUUGAGCGUUUACUGAAAUCCGUAUAUGAGAAUGGCUUCAAUUUGCCAAGA